UGAGCGAUUGGCCCGUGUGGCUAAAGCAACGGAGAACGCCGGGUUGCCGGUCUCUCCCAUGCGCGGCGGCGGCGGUGAGUAGUGUGAUUUAUUGGGGAGCAGAGCGAAUUGUGACGUGAUAUCUCGCAAUUUGCUAGCCGAUUCUCGCAACAUCGCGGCAUCGGUGAAUCUCGCCUGGCUGUCAGCUACGUCUCGACGACUACCGAGUUUCCCGAAAUCCGAGGGACAACGUCGACAUGGAGGAGAGAAUACUGCAGAUGCUCGAGGAUGUCGGGUACACAGGACCACUGCUCGAGGCUGACAAGUUGUCACAGGCUUUGAAGCUUGGCGCAAAGUCGACGGAUUUUACCGGCCUUGUAGCCUGGUUUGCCGAGCAACUGGGAACAUUUAUCAAUAUAGAUGAGACUGUUCAUGUGACAACAAGUGCAGACGAUGCCAGUUCCUUUCUCUUAGAGUUAAGUUUUCUCCUCAAGGAAAUAGGGUGUGUAAAUGAGAAACUAAUGACUGGAAACGUAAAUCAAAGACUGGCAAGUGAGUCUGAAAGGGCUAUCUUGAUAGAAUUCUUAGCAGCUGAACUUAUGGCUAGUAAAUUAAUAGAGGUUAAAUAUCCCAAGGAAGAGAAACAGUUGGAAGUCACCAUUGAUGAGAGUGACACAGCAAGGAAUUUGAAAAAUAUGUUGGUGACACUAAAGUUUCAAAAGCCACCCAACAAUAUUUCACCUGAACAAUUGUUCUCCAGAGUAGAAACUAAAUUGUCAGAAGUACUAAAGUCUUUACCACCUGAGUUUCUAGGUAAACCUCUCAUUGACGUAGAGCUCUCUACUAAACAAUGGGAGAAGCUGAGUGAGUUACAGGAGGAAAUGCAAAAGGAGUUUACAAUUCGUCGUGAAAUGUUGCUCAAGCGUCUCGAUGUCACGGUUCAAUCGUUUCUGUGGUCAGACAGAAUAAAGCCACAGGAGUUUGAGGUGAAUUCCAGAUACGAAGAAAGAAGGAAAACCAUGAAGAACGAGUCGAAGGUGAUGAUGGCCGACUUACUGGCGGCGAGAGACGAUUUGGCGGUGAUUGAGAAAACUAGCAACGCGAGCGUUCGCAAGAAUACGCGGAGCAAAAUCAACAGUGUUAUCAUCGGAGCAGUGCCGGACAGAGGUGGAAGACCUUAUGAGCAAGAACCACCUCCACCAGAGAUGCCUCCAUGGCAAAAGGACAGGGUUCAGGGACCACAAUCGUUCCGUGGCGGGAGAGGAGGCGCUGUUGGUGGUGGUGGUGGCAGAGGAGGAGGAGGAGGUGGUAGAGGAGGCGGAGGCGGUGGUGGCUAUCGUGAUCACAAAGAUGCUACCAGCAAUUUCGGCCAGAACAUGGACUAUCAGCAGUCUCAGUACUCUGGACACGGCCAUAGAGAAUGUUAUCCAGAUCACAGAAACGACGGAGGAUAUCAGCGGGGUAGCGGCGGCGGCGGCGGCGGCGGCGGCGGUGGUGGUGGUGGUGGUGGUGGUGGUGGUGGUGGCAGAGCUGGAGGUUAUCGCGGAGAUUCCGGCGGUCAAAAUUACAAUCAAAAUUACAGCCAGAAUUACAAUCAGAAUUAUGGCCAGAAUUAUGAUUAUCAACAACCGCAUUAUUCUGGUCAGAGGGAUUCUUACGGGAAUGACAAUCGUGGUGGCGGAAACUACUAUAACGAUAGAAGAGAAGGAGGAGGAGGAGGAGGAGGUAGAGGCGGUAGAGUUCAAAGCGGCUGGAACGCUAACAAUUCUGGUUCUAACUAUCAACGCGGCGGCUAUAACAGAGGCAGAGGCCGAGGACAAUACUGAAAAGACAUCACUAUAUUUUUUAUGCUAGUAUGGAUGCUUAUAACGCGCGGAGAAUUGUCACGAUAUCAGGUGACACCGAUAAUCGCUAUUAUAUUUACGCUUACGUAUCCGUACAUGUAACACACACACACACACACAUACGCACGUGCAGACCAAGUCUGGUGUCAAAAUAUCUCAAUUUGAAGAUAUUUAAGUACAAUUUCAGAUAAUACUCUUGAAAUGCGUAUGUUGAGCCGAAGCCGAAUUGAUAGUCCAAAAUUGUAAUGUCGCAUUAAGAUAGGCAAUACAUUAUUUAUAUUUGAUCUCGCAUCUCAAAGUCUCAUUUUUGUAGCAACUUAAUCUCCUCAUUCGAUCGAGCUAUCCGUCUGUACAUAUAUAUAUAUAUAUAUAUAUCAUUAUUCUCGUUUUACACGAAUCAAAUUUAAGAGAAAUACAAUGUGUAAAUAUGUAUUUGCUCAUCCGCUAGGAGCGCAUUAGAUGAUUCAAAUUUAUUUAUAACGUGAGGAGCGAAGACUGUAAAUCAAGAAUACUGAAUUAUACACUAAAUAUGUGUGUAUCCAAGAUUAAGUGCUAAAUGAUUAAUAUAAUGUGCUUGUAUAUGCAUAAUACAAAAUCCUUAAACAUUGA
Molecule: messenger RNA, 2432 nt
Organism: Harpegnathos saltator (Jerdon's jumping ant)
Lineage: Eukaryota; Metazoa; Arthropoda; Insecta; Hymenoptera; Formicidae
Product: protein FAM98B
Exons: 5
Coding region: 237-1805 (522 amino acids)
Cellular component (GO): tRNA-splicing ligase complex
Source: RefSeq, a predicted model, not a curated record